This is a messenger RNA of Acaulospora colombiana, 438 nucleotides long. NCBI's taxonomy places the organism in Eukaryota, Fungi, Glomeromycota, Glomeromycetes, Diversisporales, Acaulosporaceae. The record is from the annotation of a GenBank genome assembly.
GCCGAACCUUGUCAGUUUGAUCAGUCCAACAUGUUCUCCGUGUCAACGUACCGUCCCGGAAUGGCCCUCGAUCGAUCAGCCGUUCAGUCUCAACAUACAAACUCGAAAGGUCUAGAAGGAGUGCCUAUUCCCAGUAGUAUGUAUACACCAAGGAGCCUUCAGUCAGACCUGAGUACCCCCUCUCUUUCCCAACACCCACGUACCCCUUUCACCCCAUUCCCCGACAUACUACAUAUUGACAAGAGGCGAAAGUUCCUCCAACAUGUCUCAUCUGGUCAUCACUGCGAUCAAUCCUCUGGUGGUGCACCUUCUGCGCCUUCCCAAGCAAGUCUUCGACAAAUCACAAUCGAUCAGGACAAAUCGCCCCGACGCGACUGUGUCACCGAGUGGCGGAGUUGCCUAAAAUGGACGGCCGCUGUUCAAGACGAGGAGACAUAG